UUUCUAGCAAUCCGAAUGUAGCGCAGUAUUUGAGUUUUCCGUCUAUAAGAUGUAGCAUGCAUCGUGAACGUAUAAAAAGCAGACCACCUAUACCUGAUACAUUGACAUCAUUACGUGACAUUUUGGAACACUGUGAUAUAAUGAAAAAUGCAUAUAAGGGAAGCUUAACUACAGAUAAUCGAAAAACUGCAAUAAUUUUAUCUAGUAAUUCUCUACUAGAAGCUUUAUCGUCCGCUACUGAAAUCCAUGUCGAUGGAACAUUUUCUGUUCUUCCACGUAUGCCUCAUGUGGCGCAACUCUAUUCUGUACAUAUACGAUACACGAAUACAGGCAUUGGAACAUUAUUUAUAUUAUGUGAUGAGCGUUCAACUACUAUGUAUGAUGCUUUAUGGGACAAAAUUAUACGAAUGGUACCACAACUUAAAGAGAACGUUAAUUUUAUAAUGAGCGAUUUUGAAAUGGCUGCAGUAAAAUCCCUUAGUACAAAAUUUCCCAGAGCAAAGAUAACUGGAUGUUGGUUCCAUUUCAAUCAG
Messenger RNA from Cyphomyrmex costatus, 533 nucleotides. RefSeq lists its product as uncharacterized. NCBI's taxonomy places the organism in Eukaryota, Metazoa, Arthropoda, Insecta, Hymenoptera, Formicidae. The transcript is spliced from 3 exons. The record is from RefSeq and is a predicted model, not a curated record. The annotation marks the transcript as partial.